AUGCCCGGAGUUUCCGUCAAGGACAUCGAGUCCCACAAGUUCGUCGCCGCCUAUGCCGCUUUCUUGAAGCACUCCAACGAGCUUCCUCCCCAGGACAUUGACUGGUUCUACGUCCGCGCCGCCGCUGUCGCCCGCCACGUCUACAUGCGCAAGACCGUCGGUGUCGGCCGCCUCCGCAAGGUCCACGGCUCCACCAAGAACCGCGGCUCGCGCCCCUCCCACCACGUCGACGCCUCCGGCUCCGUCGACCGUAAGGUCAUGCAGGCUCUCGAGAAGAUCGGUGUGCUCGAGCAGGACGAGGACAAGGGUGGCCGCCGCAUCACACAGUCCGGCCAGCGUGACUUGGACCGUAUUGCGCAAACCACUCUCGAGGCUGAGGAGGAGGAGGAUGACGAGUAG
Molecule: messenger RNA, 399 nt
Organism: Alternaria ventricosa
Lineage: Eukaryota; Fungi; Ascomycota; Dothideomycetes; Pleosporales; Pleosporaceae
Gene: RPS19
Product: 40S ribosomal protein S19
Exons: 3
Coding region: 1-399 (132 amino acids)
Biological process (GO): ribosomal small subunit assembly; translation
Cellular component (GO): ribosome; cytosolic small ribosomal subunit
Molecular function (GO): structural constituent of ribosome; RNA binding
Source: RefSeq, a predicted model, not a curated record